AUGGUUUCUUCCUUUCUGCUGUCCAACCAGUCUCCUUUAGGUGUUUUCUUCUUCUUCUUCUUCUUCUUCUUCUUGUCGGUCUUCUUGGUUGGGACCACUUCAUUCCAUGGUGCAGGCGUUUCUGCUUCCUCCGCUGCUUUUUCUGCUGUAGAUGCGACCGGGAAUAAGGAUGAAGCAGUGGCUCUCCUGAAUUGGAAAUCUACUCUUGACAACCGUAGCCAAUCUCUCCUCUCUUCGUGGCACAGCUACAAUCCUUGCCUGUUUACCGGUGUUGCUUGCGACAACUACGGAGCAAUAGCCCAUCUGAACCUUUCCAAUCUCGGUUUGAGAGGAACUCUACACGGCCUCGACUUCUCGCGCUUGACCAACUUGGUUAGCUUCGAACUGGCCUUCAACUCUAUCUAUGGCUCCAUCCCCUCAAGUAUCGGUAACCUCUCUAAACUCAACACUCUUGAUCUUUGCUUCAAUGAACUGUCCGGCGACAUUCCUCCAAGUUUAAGUAUGCUACAGAGCCUUCAUUAUCUGUACCUAUGUGCAAACAACCUGAGCGGACCAAUCCCUCAGGAGAUUGGACGAUUGGAUUCCCUUUUGGAACUUGCUUUGUCCCAAAACAGUUUCACCGGUCCUAUCCCUGUUUCGCUAGGAAACUUGAGCAGCCUGACUCAUCUUAAUCUAUAUGCAAAUCAGCUUUCAGGGUCCAUUCCUCCUUCUCUCGGAAAAUUACGCCAUUUAAUCGUAUUAGGCAUGUCGCGAAACAAACUUUUGAGGUUCAUUCUGAGCAAAAUAAGUGAUUUGAGAAACUUGAAGUCUCUUUUGUUAUGGGAAAAUGGACUUUCGGGACCCAUGCCUUCAGAAAUCGGGAGGCUCACUUCUCUUAAUGUGCUUGACCUAUCAACCAACAAUAUCAAUGGCUCAAUUCCUCAUUCCAUCGGAAACUUGACAAGCUUAUCUUUGCUUCACCUAUUUCUAAAUGAAUUUUCAGGACCGAUACCUUCCGAAAUUGGAAGCCUGGCCAAUCUAACUCGACUGCACCUUGGCAACAAUAAAUUCUCUGGUUCCUUGCCUUCAGAAUUCAAUAAGUUAACACAUUUGAGUCUUUUGGAUCUAUCUACUAAUGAAAUAGAGGGGGAACUGCCAGAAAAUGUAUGUCUUGGGAAAACAUUGCAAAAUGUCUCCAUCUUCGAUAAUCAUUUCACGGGUCCCAUCCCCAUGAGCCUAAACAACUGUAGCACAUUAAUCAGAUUGAGGCUCGAGAGAAACCAACUUAAUGGAAACAUAACUGAUGCUUUCGGAAUAUAUCCCCACCUAAAUUUUGUGGAUUUGAGCCACAAUCAUUUGAGAGGGGUAUCAAACAACGACCUCUCUGGUGAGAUACCCGCAACAUUUGGAAGCAUGCUUCAAUUAGAGAUACUGGACCUUUCCUCAAAUAAGUUAAGCGGAGAGAUUCCAAAGGAAAUGGGAAGCCUGUCGAUGCUUUUAGAACUCGACCUAAGCACAAACGCGAUCAUGGGAAAUGUGCCAACCGAGAUUGGAUUUUUAUACCAUCUGGAAAAUCUGAACUUGGCAUCAAACAAUUUGAGCGGAUCAAUACCGAUGCAGCUAGGCUCAUGUAAAAACUUGUUGAGCUUGAACUUGAGUAGAAACAAAUUUCGGAUGAGCAUUCCUCCUGAGAUAGGCAACGCACAAGUCCUCGAGGUUCUUGAUCUGAGUAACAAUAGUUUGUCAGAAAAUAUACCAGGAGAGCUUGCAAAACUGAACAGCUUGCAAGUUCUAAAUAUCUCCCACAAUAGCCUAUCUGGUUUCAUCCCACAGUCUUUUGGUGAUAUGUUGGCCUUGACUUCUAUCGAUAUAUCCUACAAUGACCUGGAAGGUCCUCUCCCUAAUGUCAAGGCUUUCAAUGAGACUCCAUUCGAGGCAUUUCAGCAUAACAAAGGGCUUUGUGGGAACGUUGUUGGUUUACCAAAAUGCAACUCCACCGAGAGCAAGAAGCACAAUCGUAAUCGUCAAUCAUCGUGGAAGAAGGAUUAUCAAGAGAGAGGAUAA
Molecule: messenger RNA, 2043 nt
Organism: Rhodamnia argentea
Lineage: Eukaryota; Viridiplantae; Streptophyta; Magnoliopsida; Myrtales; Myrtaceae
Product: MDIS1-interacting receptor like kinase 2-like
Exons: 3
Coding region: 1-2043 (680 amino acids)
Molecular function (GO): protein binding
Source: RefSeq, a predicted model, not a curated record